UAAAUACAGAGCAACUUUUUUUUUUGUUCCCCUCUCUUUGGAGUGUGCAGCUGCAACACUUUGUUGAAGGAAAACUAGAAGAAGAAGAAAACGAAGAAGAAGAAGAAGAAGAAGAAGAAGAAGAAGAAGAAGAAGAAGAAGAAGAAGAAGAAGAAGAAGAAGAAGAAGAAGAAGAAGAAGAAGAAGUAGGUAAGCAAGGCGGACAGUGAGCCAUCAGAGAGUUUAAGUCACCGUGAGGGUCCUCCACUAUGAUCCUUUGAGCUCCUCUCCGACAACUAACUCACCGAGCUGCCGGACUGGACUCCGAGAAAAACGGAUCACACCGGAGAGAAGCUCGCUGCUGUUGUGCAUCCAGAGGGAACGCGGACAGAGAUGUAGCGUGUGUGUUGGUGUGAUCGGCGGACCAUCAUGCACCUCUUCCUGCUGCUGAUCCUUCAAGCCACAGCAGCCUUUGGACAGAUCGACCCUGCACACUGUCGCUAUGCCCUGGGCAUGGAGGAUGGACGGAUUAAAGACGAUGACAUCACAGCAUCCAGCCAAUGGUACGAGACCACGGGACCUCAGUACGCCAGGUUGAAUCGUGAGGAGGGAGAUGGCGCCUGGUGUCCUGAGGGACAGAUGGAGCCUUCAGACAGUCAGUACCUGCAGGUGGACCUGGGCAAGUUGACUUUCCUGACGGUGGUCGGGACUCAGGGACGAUACGCCAGGUACUCCGGGAACGAGUUCGCCCGAGCUUACCACCUCAACUACAGCCGGGACGGCCUGCAGUGGAAGUCCUGGAGGAACCGGCUGGGGAACACGGUGAUGGAGGGCAACAAAAACGCCUACACCUCUGUAAUCAAUGACCUUCACCCUCCGAUCAUCACGCGCUACGUCCGACUCAUCCCGGUCACCAGACUGUCCACCACCGUCUGCAUGAGAGUGGAGCUGUACGGCUGUCCGUGGGAGGACGGUCUGAUAUCCUACAGUGCUCCGGAGGGUCAGCUCAUGAUGCCGCCUGGUUAUCCAAUCGCCAGCCUCAACGACUCCACGUAUGACGGAGCACAUGAGAGGAGGAGGCUGUUAGGCGGGCUGGGUCAGCUGACGGACGGUGUGAUCGGCCUGGACGACUUCCUGCUGACGCGUCAGUACCACGUGUGGCCGGGAUACGACUACCUGGGCUGGAGGAACGAUUCGCUGGGAAGUCAGGGAUUCGUGGAGAUGGAGUUUGUGUUCGACAGACAGAGGAACUUCACCUCCAUGAAGGUUCACAGUAACAACAUGUUCCCCCGUGGUGUAAAGAUCUUCUCCUCCGUUUCCUGCUGGUUUAAGCCCCGCCUCAUCGCCGACUGGGAGGCGGAGCCUGUGGCGUUCAAGACGGUGCUGGACGACAGGAACCCGAGCGCCCGCUACGUCACUGUGCCACUGAACCGCCGCACCGCCAAAUCCCUCCGCUGCCGCUUUUACUUUGCCGAUGUCUGGAUGAUGUUCAGCGAAAUCUUCUUUCAGUCGGAGGACACCGUACUCCCGACCCUGAUGCCCCUGGGGUCGACCUCCCCUGCAGUCAAGAAGGACAGCACCAUGUCAACCACUCCUAUGACAGCAGCCAAUCCAUCAGCCAGUGAGCCACCAGAUGAUGGUAACACGCCCAUCCUGAUUGGCUGCCUUGUCACCAUCAUCCUGCUGUUGGUCGUCAUCAUCUUCCUCAUCCUCUGGUGCCAGUACGUCUGCAAGGUGCUGGAGAAAGCUCCUCGUCGGAUCUUGGACGAAGAGGUGACAGUUCGGCUGUCGUCCUGCAGUGACACCAUCAUCCUCCAGACCCCUCCUGUGCCCCCCCGCUCUGGCCACGCCCCAACAGGCACCGCCAACACUGACCCUCACUACGAGAGAGUUUUCCUGUUGGACCCGCAGUACCAGAACCCGGCGGUGCUAAGAAACAAGCUGCCAGAGCUGUCACAGAGUGCAGAGGCCUCAGCUCUCCUCCUCAGUAAUCCUCUCUAUGACCUCCUCCUGCUGACUUCCUGUCACAUGACAUCAGGCUGGCUGCGUGCGUGUGGAGGAGGAUACGCCGAGCCUGACGUCACCCAGUGCACGCCGCACCAGUGUUUCCAUAGCAACGCACCGCACUACGCUGAGACGGACAUCGUGCGGCUGCAGGGCGUCACCGGCAGCAACAUGUACGCCGUCCCCGCCCUCACCGUGGACUCGCUCACCAGGAAGGACAUCUCUGCCGCCGAGUUCCCACGGCAACAGCUGAUCUUCAGGGAGAAGCUGGGGGAGGGGCAGUUUGGAGAGGUCCACCUGUGUGAGGCAGAGGGACUCCCAGAGUUCCUUGGGGAGGGGUCUCCUCUCCCUGACAGAGAUGGUCGUUCUGUACUGGUGGCUGUUAAACAGCUGAGGGCCGACGCCACCAGCCAAGCAAGGAACGACUUCCUGAAGGAAAUAAAGAUCAUGUCUCGUCUGAACGACCCCAACAUCAUCCGGCUGCUGUGUGUGUGUGUGUCGUCCGACCCACUGUGCAUGGUGACCGAAUACAUGGAGAAUGGAGACCUCAACAUGUUCCUGUCGCAGCGGGAGAUCGAGAGCACGCUGACACACGCCAACAACAUCCCUUCAGUCAGUCUGUCCGACCUGUUGCACAUGUCGGUGCAGAUCUCGUCGGGGAUGAAGUAUCUGGCGUCUCUGAACUUUGUGCACCGCGACCUGGCCACCAGGAACUGCCUGCUGGACCGCCGCCUCACCAUCAAGAUCGCCGACUUCGGGAUGAGCCGUAACCUGUACAGCAGCGACUACUACCGCAUCCAGGGCCGGGCAGUGCUGCCCAUACGAUGGAUGGCCUGGGAGAGCAUCCUGCUGGGUAAGUUCACCACGGCCAGUGACGUGUGGGCGUUUGGCGUCACCCUUUGGGAGAUCUUCACUCUGUGUAAGGAGCAGCCUUACAGCCUGCUGUCCGACGAACAGGUCAUAGAGAACACUGGCGAGUUCUUCAGGAACCAGGGCAGACAGAUCUUCCUCUACGGCCCUCCACUCUGCCCACCUUCGCUCUUUGAGCUGAUGAUGUGUUGUUGGAGUCGCGACAUACCGGACCGACCCACCUUCGAGGGACUUUACGAAGCCCUGAGGCCUCAUGUCAACCAGUGAGCUGAGGCUGCUGGGACGUACCACUCUGCGGGUUUGUCCAUCUCUGGACUCCUGUAAGACAACAGACUGACACUAGAAGACAGACGACUGGAAUUGUGUUACAAGAGUAAGUCACUCUCUGAGGGAAUAAAGAAACUAGCAGAACUGUGGUCCGAAGGUUUGCUUUGUGGUCGCAGCAGCACUCUAUUCUGAGAGACAAGAUGGAGGUAGAAAUGGCUGUUCAACUCAGAGGAGAUCCAAACCUUACAGUUGUUAGUAAACAAAGAUUUCUAAGCUUUUUAAAGAUUUCUAUUAUUGCUGAUUUGACAGUUUCAUCCAUCUCUUUAAAGCCCCUUUGACCAAAACGUCUUCUCGGACCUUUUGACAUAUCUUUUUUUUCCAUGUUGUCAUGGGGCCAAAGGUGCCAUAAACUUUAUUUUUCUUCUUUUCUGUGACUUUUACAGAUGCCAACAACUGGACAGACUUUUCAGUCUUGGUCAUUUCUCCUGUCCCUGUGGUUUUUAUUAUUAUUGUAAAGCACUGUCUGUGUCUCAGUUAUUCAUGUUCAUUUAACCCACACUGGAGCUAGGGUUAGGGUCAAAGUGUAGUGUAGUUUGUUUUUAGAUUUUUAUUCUAUUUUAAUUGUUAUGCAGUAUUUCACUUGUGUUGGUCUUUUUUGUGGAUAUGAAUGUUGAUUAGCUGAGGUUCACAUCACGAUGCCAAGAGGCUGCGUUGAUACCUGUGUGGUUCAAAGAGUGCAAGUCAGUCAGUGGGUAACUGUGUGUAAUUAAGGAGAGAAAUUGAAGGGCAGGCACAUUGAAACCAAAAAAUAAAAUGUGUUGUGCCUAUUGUGUUGCCAAAGAGAAAUAAAGAGUGUAAAUGAUAAAACAAUAUCAUGAUAAUGCAUUUGUAAAAGAAAAAGUAAUUGUUGUGAAUGGACUAAACAAUGUACCAUUACCAUCUGCCAGUUGGUGCAUGCUUAAAUUCAAAGUGCCUUACAUUUGUAACAUGAGUGGAAACUAAGCCAACAUUAACAACACGAGUACUGAUAGCAGGGACAGUAUCUAAUGCAAAGAUCUAAGGUCAAGGUAUCACUUUACCUGUGUCUGUGCUGGGGCCUAUAAAAUGUACUUUAAAUGUGUAUAUGUCUAUGUUGGAGCCCGGAGACCUGUAGGUGUAUACAUUAGCCAGCUAACCAUAGAGCUAUAGGAGUUUCACAUUUUAAGUUUGUAUUUUCAUCACUAGAAUUGAACUUAAAUUAUGAUUGAAAUAUUCACCAAACUGUGACGGGGGCUUUGCAGCAUCUCAAACUAGGAUAGAGAUAAAAAGCUAGCAAGUAGUUAUACCCGUUUGGUUAACGGCAAAUCCACACUGAGAGUGUUUUUGACGUCCGUCACUCAUUCGUCUCCAGGAACUGAUGUGCUUCCUUUUUACUAAACGUAUGAAUCCAUACUGAGAGACGCACUGUGGUUCUUUACGCUUCAAAUCCAUUGUUGUCGUUUAGUAGGAGUAAUCUACGUAGACAGCUGUUUAAAUCACACAAAUAUUUAGCUGUACAUGUUUGUUUAUCUCUGUGAGCGUGCCUGUUUCACAAAAGGCAGAUUACCCUCACUCACUAAUGUGGGCGGGGAAAUAAAAUCAUUAGGUCUACAUUGAAACACUGUUGAUGUCCUGAUUCUUAGUUAGCCAGCCGCUGUCUACUCAGCUCCCCAGGACGGCACAGAGUCAGAGGGGACGACAGAACUCUUACGUCAACCCGUUAGUACUGAAGACAGUGAAGACACUAAAGCCCUGUUGAGAGAGUAGCACAGUCUCUGCUAAUGUACUUGCUAAAGAGCUCGCUACUUCUCUGGGGUUCAUACAUGCAACUACCUUUUUUUCUUGCUGUCUAACUAACUAACUAACUAACUAGCAAAAUACUCAGCAAGUAAGCUCGGUUAUGCUAAAACCAGGUUUGUCUUCAUUCUAAAAACUGUGGAGACGUUAGAGCUUUCACCAAAUGAGUUUGGUCUUCGCCUAGUUGGACAGUGCUAUGAUUAGACUAUCUCUGGUAUGAUGUUAAAGACAUGCUAUAGCAGCUGAGCUAAUCACACCAUACACAGGUAUCAUUUCGGUGAGCGGAGACGAGAAACAACAUGUACAAUUUUGGCUGAACGUAGCAGAACUACUGUGUUAGGGAGGGACCCUCUGAGCUGAGGGCCAAUUAGCCACUAGAGACUGAGGGAGAUGGACAGAUGGAGCCAUCAGACAAGUCCCGCCUCUCACUGCAUUAUCCAGCCAAUCACUGCAGUCAAUCCUAAUGCCCUGCAAAAGAUUCAUUUAAAAACACUUCUGCAAUUGAAAGGCUAAAGUAAUUGCCUUUUAUAAAAUCAAUACAGAUUGUUGUUCACCCAAUAGCAUUUGAAAGAGUUUUGUUUGCAGAACUAAUGCGGGAUAGAUGCAGGACAAAACAAAACAAAUACAGUUCUGUUGACUUUACAGUUUCUAUUUUCAGCAAUCUGAAGUAAACUAUGGAAAGGUGGACGUGGAGAAUACAUGUACUGCAUCAUUUAUUAGCCAUAAUAUCAGGAUAACUGGAGGAAGUAAAAGGUGAUUGGUCAACAUUGCAUCUGGAUUAACAUGUGUGAUUAGGUUUAAGGCGGAUCAUUGUCAACAUUAUUAAACAUUGUUUUUUUGUUCCAGUAUGUUUAUGUUGUAGUCACUUUGUUAGUGUUAGUGUGUAUUAUGUGCAUUACAUGUGUGCAGUAUUUUGAAUCCUCUCUGUUAAACAUGUCAAAUGUAAAUCAAUAUCACCUUCACAGGAGAGAAGGAGGAAGACCAACUAUGUUAAGUUUCAGUGUGUUUGUUGUUACCGUAGUGUUUUUUUAUUUUAAAUAUCUGUACUGUAUCUCACUUCUAUGAGUGUGUGUAUGCAUGUGUUUAAGAGAAAAUGAGUUUUGUGAUCGAGUGUUUGUGACAUUCCUUUGAGCACUGGGAGCUAGUUGGGAUUAAAGUGUUUAACCGGAGUUGCUCUGUUGAGUCAAAUGAUGUGAUUCAAUGAGGGCAAAGAGACGUUUUAAAGCAAGAGGACAGGAAGUAAGGAAACCACUAAACUCAAUCUCCCAGAGUCCUUUGCUACAGUGAGCCUGUGUAUUUUGUUCUGGUUCCAUUAGAGAAAUAGUGUACAGUAUAAGUGAUCUAUAAUAUCUCAGUGUGUGAAUGCAGAUCACGUGUGAUAAUUGUUAUUGAUAUAGGAGCUGAUUCUCUGAUUAUUUCUAUUCUGGGAAGGUGUUGGGUUCUUUUCUUUUUUUCCAACAGGAAUUUGAACAUUUCUGCUUCAGACAUGUAUUGUACAUAGGCUAGUAGCUGUGUAUAUUAAUAUAUUGGGAGGUGGGAACUGUGUGUUCUGUCAUCCCAAGUCAUUUUCACUCUGUACCCUCUCAUGUCUCCGUUUGUUUUUCUUAUAAUAAACAGUCAAUUUUGUCAAACAGAA
This is a messenger RNA of Cottoperca gobio, 6571 nucleotides long. RefSeq names its product discoidin domain-containing receptor 2-like. Gene Ontology annotation, cellular component: signaling receptor complex; plasma membrane. Gene Ontology annotation, biological process: positive regulation of neuron projection development; cell surface receptor protein tyrosine kinase signaling pathway; positive regulation of kinase activity. The record is from RefSeq and is a predicted model, not a curated record. Lineage: Eukaryota; Metazoa; Chordata; Actinopteri; Perciformes; Bovichtidae. Gene Ontology annotation, molecular function: collagen binding; ATP binding; protein tyrosine kinase collagen receptor activity.